Molecule: messenger RNA, 544 nt
Organism: Pseudonaja textilis
Lineage: Eukaryota; Metazoa; Chordata; Lepidosauria; Squamata; Elapidae
Source: RefSeq, a predicted model, not a curated record
AUUCAACAAGCAGAAGGAGAAGUUGCAAAAUAUGCUUUUGCUCACUAAACUAAAGAAUAAACCUGUGAGGCUUAUGAGAUUAAUCUGAAUUAUGUGUAUACUCUCUUUAAAGGCCCCUCCAAGUUUGGACUUGCCUGGCUUUAUUGGAUGCUUAGAACUUGCCACGCUGAAUGAUGAUGUCAUUAGUCUGUAUAAUUUCAAAAACAUCUAUAAUGUUACCAAACCAAUACCUUGUAUCAGAGAUAAACUGGCGUUUACCCAGAGCCGAGUUGUAAACUACUUCUUUGAUGGCUCAGGUUAUGCUUUGGCAAAGAAUAUUGAGAGCAGAGGGAAGUUUGGUCUUGUGACUCGUUUUGAUAUAGAAAUUCGAACACCAAGUGAUAAUGGUCUUCUCCUUCUGAUGGUUAAUGGAAGUAUGUUUUUCAGCCUGGAGAUGCAAAAUGGAUACCUGUAUCUGCAGUAUGAUUUCGGCUUCAGUAAUGGCCCUGUGAUUCUAGAAGAUAAUAUGAAGAAGGCUCUGAUUAAUGAUGCAAAGUUCCAUGAG